AUGGGCACGAUCGAAGCCGAACUUGGACGCAUCGAUCGGCUGGUGGGUGUCCUCAACAAGCAACAGGAUGAGGAAGCGGCUGCACUGGAGGCACCGUUGGGAUCAAAAGAGGAAAAGCAUCAGGGAGGAGAGGAGACAAGCGCCGAAAAUGUACCUGAGAUGGGCGUAGACGAGAAUGUUGAGGAUGCUGCCUUUUUAGAUGAUUUGGCGUUGGUCAAGGCUCUCAAGACGCCGGCACCGAUCUCUCUGACCCUCCCCCCUCAUCUGCCGAGCGGCACAUACACAUUAUGCAUUGAGGACAUGUCUGGCGGCCUCAUCUCGAAACUCCACUCUCUCAACCAACAGCAGCAGCACCAGCAGCAGCACCAGCAGCACCAGCAGCAGCAACCACGGACCGACCACAUCUCAUCAUCACCACGCCCAUCUGUGUCAUGCGACAGGCUGCUGACCGACCGGCUGACCCACAAAGACGCAAUGAGACAGCAAGCCCCGGCCUCACCCAGCAUUGGGGGUGACAUCACGGUGAAGAGAGAGCGGGUGCCCAUCCCACCGCCCCCUACGGAAGAGACACUAGUAGACGACAAGCAGAAGGACACAGCCGCGGCUCCUGCUGGAGUGGCUGAGCCUCCUGGGCCCCAGUAUGAGGAGAUAGAGAGCCUGACGUGGGCGGAGGGGACAUUCCAGUGCUUGAAGCCGCUGAAGGUGACGGUAAAGGUGGUGGAGGCUGAUGGUGGUUGA
This is a messenger RNA of Vitrella brassicaformis, 738 nucleotides long. The record is from the annotation of a GenBank genome assembly. Lineage: Eukaryota; Vitrellaceae.